Messenger RNA from Besnoitia besnoiti, 1710 nucleotides. RefSeq names its product WD domain, G-beta repeat-containing protein. The coding region runs from base 1 to 1710 and encodes 569 amino acids. The transcript has 6 exons. The record is from RefSeq and is a predicted model, not a curated record. Lineage: Eukaryota; Apicomplexa; Conoidasida; Eucoccidiorida; Sarcocystidae. Gene Ontology annotation, molecular function: snoRNA binding; protein binding. Gene Ontology annotation, cellular component: small-subunit processome.
AUGGCGGGGCUGGCGGCGAAGAAACGAGGCGCAGCUGCGCGCACGCUCGCCGCCGAAGGCAAGAAACGGUUUCGCGCCGAGGCCGCCCCUGAGGUCUCAGAGGACAAGCCUCAGAGAAAGAGACUCAUUCCGCGCAAGGCGCCCGGUGCCGCCCGCCGCUCGCACUCGAAGGGCCUGCUGCCGCGGAAAAGCGCGAAAAACGACGACGAAGAAAUCCUCUCAGACGACGCAGACGGCCUCUCGCUCUCCGAUGACGGAGCGGGCGUGGAGCUCGAGACUGCAAAGGGCGACUCGAGCGACGACGAGACAGAAGGCGAGCUCCCCGACGAGCGCCGCCUCCGCCUCGCCCGCGAGUAUCUCAGCCAGCUGGCGGCUCAGACCGGCAAGCGCCGGCGGCGCGCAGAAGAGGAGGACGACGAGGAGGGCGAAGAGGAUGAAGGUGAAUCAGAUGAAGAAGAAGAGAUGGCGAAGCUGCUGAGGAAAGAGGCUGACGGUCGAUCCGCCUCGGCGUUUCGGUCGGCGGCCUCUUCGCUCGCGCUUUCGCAGGCUCCCGUCGCGUUCCUUCGCGGGCACAAGCUCCCGCUGACCUGCGUGGCUGCGCCAGGCGUCGGAGACGUCUCUGAGCGCGCAGAGGCCGCGCCCCCCGCGUCCGCGCUAGACCGACACGUGUACACAGGCGGGAAGGAUUGCUGCGUCGUCUUGUGGGAUCUGCAGGAGGAGAAGAAAAUCGUCUUCGAGGGCCGACGCAACGACUUCCACGGCGGCGGUCACUUCCGCCCCGUCCUCGACGUCUGCGUGGCGCCCGACGAGAGCUUCUUCUGCUCGGUCGGCGAAGACCAAGUCAUCUGCAUCUGGGACGCGCGAUCCAGCACGAAAAAGUGCGUGGCGAGUCUGCGCGGGCACUCAGGGGCCGUGCGGUCGGUGAAGUUCAACGCGUUCCCGACGGCAGCCUCGCUUUCCAGAGGCGACACUUCGUCCUUCUCGUCUUCGGGCGACAUCGAAAUCGUCACCUGCAGCGCAGACAAGAGCCUCAGACUCUGGAACUUGAACCUGCGAGCGUGCGUCAACAGCUUCUACGGCCACACCGCCGCCGUCGCCAGCAUGGACAUCCUGCAACCCAACAAGCCCCUGACCGUCGGCGAAGACAACUGCGCCAGAAGCUGGAAACUGGUUCAAGACACGCACCUCGUCUUUUCGCCGCAGCUCGCCAUGCUGGACUGCUGCGCGCUGCUGACGCCUUCGCUCUUUGCGUGCGGAAGCGCGUCUGGCGUGGUGUCGCUCUACUCUUCAACAUCGAAGAAGCCGCUCGCUGCGCAGUUUGCGCGGCAGGAGGCGAAGAAGUCGCGGAAAAGCGGCGACGGCGCGACGGCGGAGUCCGCGGGCGCGGCCGGGCGCGUGGGAGUGACGGCGAUGACGGCGAUGCGGAGGACCGACACGCUUUUCUCCGCAACUGAAGACGGCCGCGUGCAGCUCUGGAAGGCGACGACGACCAAGAAGGGAAAGAAUGGGGAAAACGCACCUGCUCAAUCGCUCUCGCUGCUGAGCUCCUCCGCCGGCGCGCCGAGCGGCGGCAUCGUCGCGGGCCUGACGCUGACGCCGUCCCACAGCCUCCUCGUUGCCGGCGUCAGCAAAGAGAGCAAAUUCGGCAGAUGGGUCGUUGACAAGAACGCGAAGAACGGACUCGCAGUCUACCGCGUUCAACAAAACUGA